UUGGCUGUGGCUGACUGUCAGUCUGUGAGUCUGUCGGCAAGAUGGCGCUGCGAGCUCUGGUCGGUGUCAAGCGGGUCAUUGACUAUGCAGUGAAGGUAAGAGUAAGGCCCGACAAGACCGGAGUGGUAACUGAUGGCGUCAAACAUUCGAUGAACCCUUUCUGUGAGAUCGCAGUGGAAGAAGCUGUCCGACUAAAGGAAAAAAAGAUUGUCAGCGAAAUCAUUGCUGUAAGCUGUGGGCCCCAGCAAUGCCAGGAAACUAUCCGGACAGCACUGGCAAUGGGGGCAGACCGUGGUGUUCAUGUGGAUGUGUCUGCAAAGGACGCUGAAAGCCUUGGACCCUUUCAGGUCUCGAAGAUCAUUGCUGCUCUGGUCAAGAAGGAAAAUGUCAACCUUGUGCUUCUGGGAAAGCAAGCCAUUGAUGAUGACUGUAAUCAGACUGGACAGAUGACCGCUGCUCUGCUUGACUGGCCUCAGGGGACGUUUGCAUCUGAGGUGAAGGUGGAUGGAGAGAAUGUAACCGUAGUUCGGGAAGUGGAUGGAGGUCUGGAGACCAUCAGACUGAAACUACCUGCUGUCAUAACUGUUGACUUGCGUCUUAAUGAGCCGAGAUAUGCUACUCUCCCAAAUAUCAUGAAAGCAAAGAAGAAGAAAAUUGAAAAUGUGAAGCCUUCAGAUCUGGGGGUGGACAUUUCAAGUCGAAUCCAGAUUUUGAGUGUGGAAGAUCCUCCACAGAGACAGGCUGGGGUUAAAGUGGAGUCUGUAGAAGACCUUCUAUCCAAGCUGAAGGAAAGUGGGCACAUCUAGCAGGCAGAGGGAUGCUGAAAAUCCAACUUGUUAAAUCAGAUUUCGUAACUGCAGGUUGUGAUAACACCUGGCCGAGCCGUCCCGAACACCCACCGGUGCCUUUCUUCAGCACUGCCGGUCUCCGAUCACGAUUGUACAAACCUCUUUGUCUAGCCUCUCCAGGAGCGGGAGAGGGAGAGGGAUGAAGGACAGAAACUUCAGGAAUAAAAAAGUCAACUACUUGUCUUUCCCUGUAAUUAAGCCGCAUCUAUAAAUAAAAUGUUUCUCCUUUGAACGUUCGGACUUUGAGUUUAACAGUGAUUAUUUAAUGGGGUCAUUGUGUAGGGGUUGGAACGAGCUGUGUACAGCUGUAGAAAGGAGUCUCUGUAUGAAAGCAUUGAUGUAGGCUGUUCUUUAAUAUACGGUGCUCUCAAUGCUUUACCUCUGUUAUUACACGUUAAUAAACCUAUUUGAAUGUGUUCCAAGGGGACGCUGAACUUGGA
This is a messenger RNA of Pelobates fuscus (common spadefoot toad), 1288 nucleotides long. RefSeq names its product electron transfer flavoprotein subunit beta (gene ETFB). The transcript has 7 exons. Bases 42 to 806 code for a protein of 254 amino acids. Gene Ontology annotation, cellular component: mitochondrion. Gene Ontology annotation, molecular function: electron transfer activity. Lineage: Eukaryota; Metazoa; Chordata; Amphibia; Anura; Pelobatidae. The record is from RefSeq and is a predicted model, not a curated record. Gene Ontology annotation, biological process: amino acid catabolic process; fatty acid beta-oxidation using acyl-CoA dehydrogenase.